Psammomys obesus (fat sand rat) is the source of this 622-nucleotide messenger RNA. RefSeq lists its product as uncharacterized. NCBI's taxonomy places the organism in Eukaryota, Metazoa, Chordata, Mammalia, Rodentia, Muridae. The record is from RefSeq and is a predicted model, not a curated record. Bases 503 to 622 code for a protein of 39 amino acids. The transcript has 2 exons.
UCAUGUGUGCAGCCGGAGAGUGGUAACAGCCAACGCAAGGCACGUCGAACUACAGAUCCCACAAUACAACGGGGGAAGGACGCGCUUUUUCAAGGCCCGAAACCGACUUCUGAAGGGGAGGACGCAACGAGGCACGCUGGGACUUGUAGUCAACUGUUCCACGUUGAGCCGGAACUUAACCCACCCCACCCCCCAACCCGGUGCCACUUCUUAAAGCCCAAACAUCCGAUUCCACGUCAAUAGAAGGCACUUGGAUUGCACGUUUUAGAACUUUUUCACCCACAGGCGUAUGCUAGCAAAACUUACAGGCUUCGUAGCCUUUGACAGACAUUUAAACAACAUUUAUUGAGUUUUUGUAAGUGUCAGGACCUAACAGCCAGGACGCUACAUUCUACCCGACUUCACAGAAUUUAAAUUUUUACUGUGCUACUUUAUUCUGGAGCUCGUAAAUGAAGUACGUCCUCGACAAAGAAAUGGAGGCAGAAGACUGAUCUUUGAAAAUAUGUAUUUGGGAGAUAAUCACGUUCUGUUGAAUACCUUGUGCUGGUGCUGCCAUCGAAAAAUCUGGUUACAGUCUGGGAAGGCCUGCUACAGUUGCAGGACUGAACCACCUCGGCCCUGA